AUGCAUGCUGAGCAGGACUACACCUCCUUUGUCGGCUGCACAGAGCUUCAGGAGCGUGGGUUUACAGUGUUUUGCGCCAAAAACGAAGCCAGCAAAUCUGGCUAUAUGUCAGACCUAAAUUUUGAGGACAUGAUGCUCCAAGCCAACACGGGCUUGGCCUGGUUGCGCAACCAGACUGAUAUCGACCAGGUGAUCAUUCUUGGCCACAGCGGUGACGGUGCGAUGAUGGCCCAACAUCAGAACGUCGCAGAGAAUGGAGUGUCCGCGUGCAAUGGCCCAGAGAAGAUCUAUCCUUGCUCCAAUGCUCUGGCUGGCCUUGAGCCUGCUGACGGCCUAAUGCUGCUGGAUGCUAACUACGGCAUCUCCACCAUGGGCCUGCUGAGUCUGAACACGGCUAUCGAAGAUGAAACGAUGGCCUCAAAACUCAAGCAGUCCCUCAACAUUUAUAACCCUGAUAACGGGUUCAGCAAUGGCACUCAAUCAAACUUCACUUCAGAGUUCAAAAAGAGGUUUACGAAGGGGAUUGUGGCUCGCAACAACCGUGUCCUGGAACAUGCCCAGCACCGUCUUAAGGAAAUCGACAAAGGCAAUGGGAUGUUCGGCGAUGACGAGCCCCUCACCAUCCCUGCGGCUCUUUACCUUGCUACCAACAACCUCUACAUUUCUCAAGAUGGUCGAACUUUGCAUCACACUACCCAUCCUUGA
Messenger RNA from Aspergillus vadensis CBS 113365, 705 nucleotides. RefSeq lists its product as uncharacterized. The transcript has a single exon. The coding region runs from base 1 to 705 and encodes 234 amino acids. Lineage: Eukaryota; Fungi; Ascomycota; Eurotiomycetes; Eurotiales; Aspergillaceae. The record is from RefSeq and is a predicted model, not a curated record.